Molecule: messenger RNA, 1179 nt
Organism: Saitoella complicata NRRL Y-17804
Lineage: Eukaryota; Fungi; Ascomycota; Saitoellomycetes; Saitoellales; Saitoellaceae
Product: phosphoribosylaminoimidazole-succinocarboxamide synthase
Exons: 1
Coding region: 73-981 (302 amino acids)
Biological process (GO): 'de novo' IMP biosynthetic process
Cellular component (GO): cytoplasm
Molecular function (GO): phosphoribosylaminoimidazolesuccinocarboxamide synthase activity
Source: RefSeq, a predicted model, not a curated record
GCACGUGAUCUCAAAAGUCGACGUCGACCACCAGGCCCGAGCACAAAAAAAAGUCCAACCAAGAUCACCGCCAUGUCUGCCGUCCAAACAACCGACUUCCCCAACCUCCCCCUCCUCGCCCGCGGAAAGGUCCGUGACCUCUACUCCCUCCUCUCCAACCCCGACGCCCUCCUCUUCGUCGCAACCGACCGAAUCUCCGCCUACGACGUUAUCCUCUCCAACCCCGUUCCCCAAAAAGGCCAAAUCCUUACCGGUCUUUCCAAGUUCUGGUUCAAGCUCUUGGGUGAUGUGUGCCCCAACCACUUGCUCGCUACCGAGGUCGAGGAUAUGCCGCAGGAGUGUCAGGAGUACAAGGAUGUCCUGAAGGGACGGAGUAUGCUCGUGAAGAAGAUGGAGGUGUUGCCGAUUGAGGCGAUUGUUAGGGGAUACUUGAGUGGGAGUGGGUGGAAGGAAUACAAGAAGUCUGGAACGUGCCAUGGGAUCAAGUUGCCCGAGGGUCUCCAGGAGUCUGAGAAGUUGCCUCAACCCCUCUUCACUCCCUCCACCAAGGCUGAGCAGGGCGAACAUGACGAGAACAUCCACCCCUCCAAGGUUGCCGAGAUCAUCGGUGCCGAGAAAGCCGCCGAGGUCGAGCGCCUUGCGUUGGAGUUGUACACCCGCGCUGCAGAGUACGCCCGCUCCCGUGGUAUCAUCAUUGCCGACACAAAAUUCGAAUUCGGUUACUCCGCAUCCGAAAACAAAAUCUACCUCAUCGACGAAGUUCUUACCCCCGACUCUUCCCGAUUCUGGAGAGCGGAUGUGUACGAGGUUGGACGUGGGCAGGAUUCAUAUGAUAAGCAGUUUUUGAGGGAUUGGUUGACGAGGGAGGGAGUUGCGGGUAAGGAUGGUGUGGGCAUGACGGAGGAGAUUCAGACCGGCACGAGGGCGAAGUAUGUUGAGGCUUACGAGGUUUUGACCGGGGAGCAGUGGGUGGCCGUCUAAGAAGUUGAUGAAGAUAUAGAUCGAAUGAUAAGUUAUGAGAAGUGUGUUUAGAUAUUGAAUGGGGUCUGACUUCUUGUUCACGAAGCUCGCAAUCAAAUACAUGUGGCGUGAACAGUUGUUUUUGCAUCAUGACAUAGAGGUGAAGGCUGAUCCAGGAUAUUGUCUUGUGCUUUGGGGUCCGGGACUGGUCCUCAAAAU